AAAAUAGUCAAAGACUCCAAACCGGUCGGAUCGGCCACAUAAGCGACCGGUUAAGCUAUCCACAUAUUUCAAAUUCGAGCUUUUCUAAUUUCUUCCAAAGUCUAGGGUUUUGUUGCCGAAAAACUAUCCCCAAUUGCCCUUCUUCUUCAUUCUCUCUCUUAAUCUCUCGUCUCGGUUCUCGCUCCCCAAUGGAAAAUAAGCUAGCACGAGCAGAUGAUGGCAGCCGCUGGCCCGUUGUGAGGUACAUUGAUCAGCUCUCAAGAUCCCUCUAUGUGGAGUACAAGAAGAAGGGAAUAGAUGUCCAGUGCCAGGUACCAAUGUACGUAGCAACAAAGAUGUCAACAAUCACAAAAUCAUCCUUCUUUGUGCCUUCACCUGAUACUUACGCACGUCAUGCCCUGAGCUGGAUUGGGCACGAGCCGAGAUGCACUCCCUAUUGGCCUCACUCUGUAUUAUGGCAUUUUCUCUCUUUGCUGCCAGAGUUUGUACUUAAUUAUUGGCGUCUAAGCUACUGCCUUGAUAUAAGAAAGAAGGAGCAUAUGCAAGAGCAAUAAUGGUGACAGGCAAGCUAAUUCCUACGUUCAAUGUAUUAGAGACCAAGUUGUCUUCUCUCUAAGUUGUUACAAAGGGCUAGUUGCGAGUACGCUCCCGUAAGGUCAAUUUAAAGCCCGUCUUGCAUUGUAUCAAAACUCUGAAGUUAUGACGAUGAUUGGCGGCUAUAAUUUCAUCUUUGGCCUUACUUGAAAACAAGUUUUAUACCGGUUGUUCUACUGCUACAGAUCGACGAUCGUGGUUGUUAAGCUAUUAUGUAUUGAGCACAACUUUCUAUAUAUUUGAGUCCAUCAACUCAUGAAAUGUCAAACAGAAAGGUUCCUUGGAAUCUAUGAAGGAAGCUUACUUAAAUAAGUGCCGUACUAUAGAGUACACUUAACAUGUUAUUAGGGAAGUGGAAAAGAAACAGAAGUUAGUAUGGAGCAUUAUGAAGUUUGCUUGCCACAUGCUCUCAGGUUCAUGAACCAAAUC
This is a messenger RNA of Asparagus officinalis (garden asparagus), 1023 nucleotides long. RefSeq names its product very-long-chain 3-oxoacyl-CoA reductase 1-like. Gene Ontology annotation, molecular function: ketoreductase activity. Gene Ontology annotation, cellular component: endoplasmic reticulum. Lineage: Eukaryota; Viridiplantae; Streptophyta; Magnoliopsida; Asparagales; Asparagaceae. The record is from RefSeq and is a predicted model, not a curated record. The transcript is spliced from 3 exons. The coding region runs from base 189 to 554 and encodes 121 amino acids.